Paraphaeosphaeria sporulosa is the source of this 3183-nucleotide messenger RNA. RefSeq names its product chitin synthase 2. Bases 1 to 3183 code for a protein of 1060 amino acids. The transcript is spliced from 2 exons. Lineage: Eukaryota; Fungi; Ascomycota; Dothideomycetes; Pleosporales; Didymosphaeriaceae. Gene Ontology annotation, cellular component: cell periphery; cell septum. Gene Ontology annotation, molecular function: chitin synthase activity. The record is from RefSeq and is a predicted model, not a curated record.
AUGGGCAGCACCGCUGGCACGCUGGGCGACAAGCUCACGCGCUCCCAAGUUGGCGUGCACGCCGAUGCUGAGGCGGGUCUCGUCGACUUCUUGCGCGAGGCCAACGCGGCGCUGAGCUCGACUUCGCAUGCGACCUCGAACCCGGUGCCGCAGACGCUGAAGCGCAAGUCGAUCAAGACGCGGCUCGUGGACCACCUGUCACCUACGAAGAAGGAACCAGGCUUACCGUUGUAUGACACCCGCAGGCCACCAUCGCCCGUGGCUCGAUCCUAUCAGCCCUCGAUGUCCUCCUUACCACUCUCUAGGGCGCCUUCAGUGCUCGACACUGCGCCGAACAUGCCUCCUCCCGGCGAGGACUCCCCCUCCUACGUACCUUACCGACGCCCAUACUCCCCCGACCGUGUCCCCGGUCGCCCGUACUCACCCACACGCACAUCGGCAGACUACGCUCGCCCGCCAGCGUCGUCCAACAUGUACGAACCGCCAGAUCUCAAUGGCAGUCCACGACCGGGCACGCCGUCCUCAAGAUACGGCGGCGAGCGACCAGGCAGCCCUAAGCGGCCGCUGCCUCCAGCACCACUCUUCGCCGGUGGCAGGCCCAUCUCGCGCGACUCUAAUGCAACCCUGGACAUGAGCUCGAUACCCAUCGACCAUGAUGAUCCAUUCACCGAGUACGGCGACGACCGCCCGGAGCUGAACUCAAGAGACUCGUACAUGACCGAGGAGACCAUCACAGACGACUACACAGACAUGGACGAGAAGAUGGACCACUACGGCCCGGCGCCUGAGACCGCACAGCCGAGACGCGGAGCCCGAGACGCUGUCAUGACGACGAAAGAAGUCCGUCUUAUCAACGGUGAGCUCAUUCUAGAGUGUAAGAUCCCGACCAUCUUGUACAGUUUUCUGCCGCGGCGCGACGACAUUGAGUUCACGCACAUGCGGUACACGGCUGUGACUUGCGACCCCGACGACUUUGUGGAUAGAGGGUACAAGCUGCGACAGAACAUUGGUGCCCCCCGUGAGACGGAGCUCUUCAUUUGUGUCACCAUGUACAACGAGAACGAAAUCGACUUCACCCGGACGAUGCAUGGAGUCAUGCGCAACAUCAGCCAUUUCUGCUCUCGAACAAAGUCACGUACUUGGGGCAAGGAUGGGUGGCAAAAGAUUGUUGUCUGCAUCAUCUCAGAUGGUCGUCAGAAGGUGCACCCGCGGACACUGGACGCUCUCGCUGCCAUGGGCUGCUUCCAGAAGGGCAUCGCCAAAAACCACGUCAAUCAGCGCGAGGUCACUGCGCACGUCUACGAGUACACAACCCAGGUCUCUCUAGACUCCGAUCUUAAGUUUAAGGGAGCUGAGAAAGGCAUUGUUCCUGUACAAAUGAUCUUUUGCAUGAAGGAGCGCAACCAGAAGAAACUCAACUCGCAUCGAUGGUUCUUCAAUGCUUUCGGACGAGCCCUCAACCCUAAUGUCUGCAUUCUGCUUGACGUUGGAACGAAGCCUGGACCAAAGGCAUUGUACCAUCUCUGGAAGACAUUCGACAACGACUCCUCGGUUGCCGGUGCUGCCGGCGAAAUUAAAGCAGGUAAAGGGAAAGGUUGGCUCGGUCUGCUCAAUCCUUUGGUCGCUUCGCAAAAUUUCGAGUACAAGAUGUCCAAUAUUCUAGACAAACCGCUCGAAUCCGUCUUUGGAUACAUCACUGUCUUGCCAGGUGCGUUAUCGGCGUAUCGGUACAUCGCCCUGCAAAAUGACCAUACCGGCCACGGUCCAUUAAGUCAGUACUUCAAGGGUGAAACAUUGCAUGGUCAAGAUGCAGAUGUCUUUACUGCGAACAUGUACCUCGCCGAAGAUCGUAUCCUAUGUUGGGAGUUGGUGGCAAAGCGGAGCGAGCAGUGGGUCUUGAAAUAUGUCAAGGCAGCCACUGGCGAGACCGAUGUGCCUGAUACUGUGCCCGAGUUCAUCUCACAGCGUCGUCGUUGGCUCAACGGUGCCUUCUUCGCUGCUGUCUACUCAUUACUCCACUUCAAGCAAGUCUGGGCGACAGACCAUACUAUUUGGCGCAAGAUCCUGCUUCACAUCGAAUUCGUGUACCAAUUCGUUCAGCUCAUGUUCACCUUCUUCUCUCUGGCCAACUUCUACCUCACUUUCUUCUUCAUCGCUGGAUCGCUCAGCGAUAAGAAUUACGAUCCUUUUGGUCAUAACAUCGCAAAGUACAUCUUCGUCUUUCUACGGUACACGUGUGUGCUCCUGAUCUGCAUGCAAUUCAUCCUUUCCAUGGGCAAUCGUCCGCAAGGAGCCAGGAAGAUGUUCUUGUGGAGUAUGGUCGCAUACUGUGUCAUCAUGGCGUACACCACAUUCGCCUCCAUCCUCAUCGUCGUCAAGCAGCUGCGAGAUCCGAAACAACCAAAGACACUCGGCAACAACGUCUUCACCAAUCUGAUCAUCUCAACCGCAACAACCGUCGGCCUGUACUUCUUCAUGUCUUUUAUGUACCUGGAUCCCUGGCACAUGUUCACCUCUUCAGCGCAGUACUUCGCCCUUCUCCCCAGCUACAUCUGCACACUCCAAGUCUACGCCUUCUGCAACACCCACGACAUCACCUGGGGCACAAAAGGUGACAACGUGGCCAAAACGGACCUGGGCGACGCCAAAGCCAAGAAGGGCAACGUCGUCGAGCUCGAGAUGCCUUCCGAACAACUCGAUAUUGACUCUGGCUACGACGAGGCUCUCCGCAACCUGCGCGACCGCAUCGAAGUCCCCGAGAAAGGGCUCGACGAGGCCCAAGCCCAGGAAGACUACUACCGUGCCGUGCGCACAUACAUGGUCGUUGUGUGGCUCAUAUCGAACGCGAUCCUCGCGAUGGCCGUGUCCGAGGCGUACGGCGGGCAGCACAUCAGCUCCAACUUCUACCUCAAGUUCAUCUUGUGGGCGGUCGCGGGGCUCGCCUUCUUCCGCGCGGUCGGGUCGACGAGCUUCCUCAUCAUCAACAGCAUCCAUUCCAUCAUGGAGACGAAGCUCAAGUGGGAAGACAAGAUGGAGAGCAAGUCCGCUUUGAGCAGCGGGAAGAAGCGGUUUGGCAAGGGCUGGGGGAAUGGCGGCGGGAGUUGGUGGAGUGGCAGCCAGAUUAGCAGCAAGGUUAGUAGUUGGGCGCCGAGCUCGUGGGGUGGGAGCAGCCUGGGGAAGUGA